Molecule: messenger RNA, 6322 nt
Organism: Phyllostomus discolor (pale spear-nosed bat)
Lineage: Eukaryota; Metazoa; Chordata; Mammalia; Chiroptera; Phyllostomidae
Gene: ABR
Product: ABR activator of RhoGEF and GTPase
Exons: 23
Coding region: 156-3728 (1190 amino acids)
Biological process (GO): protein phosphorylation; intracellular signal transduction; positive regulation of GTPase activity
Cellular component (GO): membrane
Molecular function (GO): GTPase activator activity; guanyl-nucleotide exchange factor activity; protein serine/threonine kinase activity
Source: RefSeq, a predicted model, not a curated record
GAAGGGGAAAAACUUUAUUUUUUCUCUUAUUCUCUUCUGGGGCUGAAGUGAAGAGCAGGCGACCGCGCCAGCGCGGGCUUCCGGAGAGAGCCGGGCGCGACCCCAGCCGGCUGCGCGGAGGAGCCGGGCCCCGGAGGCCUGAAGGGGCGCCCGGCAUGUGGGACCCGCAGGACUUUGAGCGCCACUGGCAGGCCGAGUUUCCCGGGCAGGAGGCGCCAGCCAUGCGGCUAGACUCGGUGCUGGACAUGGAGCAGGAGCUGGAGAGCUGCAAAGUUAACCUGAGGCGGCUGCAACAGGUGUUGGCGGAGGAGAAGUUUAAAGUCUCCUACCUGCAGUCGGCCCUGGCCGGGGAGAAGCGGGACCUGGGCUGCGGGCGCCUGGAGGGCGGAGACGGCUGCGGCGCGGGAGCUUCGGCUGAGGAGCCGGCGCCGGCGGAGCCAGAGCCGGAGCGGGCGCCGCCACCGCGCAAGGAGGGCGCAGCGGGCUGCGGCGGACACCUCCCCGGGCCCCCGGAGCGCCCUGAGCGGGACGGGUCCGCCAGGGCCGAGACGCCUCCGUACGUGUGCCUGGACCUUCCGACCUGGCCGGUGGCGGCGGGGGCGGGGGGCACCGUGCGCAGCUUGACCGCAGCCAUCCACCAGCAGCUGCUGCAGCCUCGCAUCCUCUUCAGGUCCCGGGAGGACUGUGCGCCCCCCGGCCACGAUGGCACAGUUCCCAGAGCCCCGAGAGAGGAGCCGUCCUCUGGGACCCGCGCGGGGCGGGGCUCAGAGGAGGGCGAGCCGGACGCCUCGGGCGCGGACGAUGGGGGUGACAGCAGUGACCACGACUUCGAGAUGGUGGAUUUAAACGAGAAAUUCGUCCUAGGCCACUUGCUCGUGGCCCCCUGCCGGCUCGGGACCCGCGAAGAGGCCGAAAAGCCGGCACGGUCGAGCAGCCCCCAUCGCUGGAUGCACCUGAUCCCGGGGGGCUGGCGGCAGCAGCGUCGCAGCCGCGACCUGGAGCAGCUGGAGUCGGAGGCCAAGGACGGGCGGGGCUCGCCCACAGCUACGGACGAGCCCUCCCGGCGCGGGGCCCGAGAGCACCUUCCGCCGUGGCGGCGCAAGAGGUUCCUUCGGGUGCCCGAGCGGGACUCGCCCAGCCACAGCUCGCCGGAAAGGGGCAGUGACUGCAGCCACAACAGCUCGGACCACGAGGACGGCUCCUCUGCAGACUUCAGCUACGGGGCAGACGACUACGACGGCGAGGGGAAUGAGGAGCAGAAGGGACCCCCGGAGGGCUCAGAGACCAUGCCGUACAUCGACGAGUCGCCCACCAUGUCACCCCAGCUCAGCGCCCGCAGCCAGGGCGGCGGGGACAGCAUCUCCCCUACCCCACCUGAGGGGCUGGCACCUGGGGUGGAAGCAGGGAAAGGCCUGGAGAUGAGGAAGCUGGUUCUCUCAGGGUUCCUGGCCAGCGAAGAGAUCUACAUUAACCAGCUGGAAGCCCUGUUGCUGCCCAUGAAGCCCCUGAAGGCCACAGCCACCACCUCCCAGCCCGUGCUCACCAUCCAGCAGAUUGAGACCAUCUUCUACAAGAUCCAGGACAUCUACGAAAUCCACAAGGAGUUCUACGACAACCUCUGCCCCAAGGUGCAGCAGUGGGACAGCCAGGUCACCAUGGGCCACCUCUUCCAGAAGCUGGCCAGCCAGCUCGGCGUGUACAAAGCCUUUGUGGAUAACUAUAAAGUCGCUCUGGAGACAGCUGAGAAGUGCAGCCAGUCCAACAACCAAUUCCAGAAGAUCUCCGAGGAACUCAAAGUGAAAGGUCCCAAGGACUCCAAGGAGAGCCACACGUCAGUCACAAUGGAAGCUCUGCUCUACAAGCCCAUUGACCGAGUCACCAGGAGCACCCUGGUCCUACACGACCUGCUGAAGCACACACCUGUGGACCACCCAGACUAUCCGCUACUUCAGGAUGCUCUCCGCAUCUCCCAGAACUUCCUGUCCAGCAUCAAUGAGGACAUUGACCCCCGUCGGACUGCCGUCACAACGCCCAAAGGGGAGACUCGGCAGCUGGUGAAGGACGGCUUCCUGGUGGAAGUGUCAGAGGGUUCCCGGAAGCUGCGGCACGUCUUCCUCUUCACAGAUGUCCUACUGUGCGCCAAGCUCAAGAAGACAUCUGCAGGGAAGCACCAGCAAUAUGACUGCAAAUGGUACAUCCCCCUGGCCGACCUCGUGUUCCCGUCCCCCGAGGAGGCGGAGCCCAGCCCCCACGUGCACCCCUUCCCAGACCAUGAGCUGGAGGACAUGAAAAUGAAGAUCUCUGCCCUCAAGAGUGAAAUCCAGAAGGAGAAAGCCAACAAAGGACAGAGCCGGGCCAUCGAGCGCCUAAAGAAGAAGAUGUUUGAGAACGAGUUCUUGCUGCUGCUCAAUUCCCCCACAAUCCCAUUUCGGAUCCACAAUCGGAACGGAAAGAGCUACCUGUUCCUACUGUCCUCGGACUAUGAAAGGUCAGAGUGGAGAGAAGCGAUUCAGAAACUGCAGAAGAAGGAUCUCCAGGCCUUUGUCCUGAGCUCAGUGGAGCUCCAGGUGCUCACGGGAUCCUGCUUCAAACUUAGGACUGUCCACAAUAUUCCUGUCACCAGCAAUAAAGACGACGAUGAGUCUCCAGGGCUCUAUGGCUUCCUUCAUGUCAUCGUCCACUCUGCCAAGGGGUUCAAGCAGUCAGCGAACCUGUACUGUACUCUGGAGGUGGAUUCCUUUGGCUACUUUGUCAGCAAAGCCAAAACCAGGGUCUUUCGGGACACGACGGAGCCCAAGUGGGAUGAGGAGUUUGAGAUCGAGCUGGAGGGCUCUCAGUCCCUGAGGAUCCUGUGCUACGAGAAGUGCUACGACAAGACCAAGGUCAACAAGGACAACAAUGAGAUUGUGGACAAGAUCAUGGGCAAAGGGCAGAUCCAGCUGGAUCCACAAACUGUGGAGACCAAGAACUGGCACACAGAUGUGAUCGAGAUGAACGGGAUCAAAGUGGAAUUCUCCAUGAAAUUCACCAGCCGAGAUAUGAGCCUGAAGAGAACCCCAUCCAAAAAGCAGACCGGCGUCUUCGGCGUGAAGAUCAGUGUGGUGACGAAGCGGGAGCGCUCCAAGGUGCCCUACAUCGUGCGGCAGUGCGUGGAGGAGGUGGAGAAGAGGGGCAUCGAGGAGGUCGGCAUCUACCGGAUAUCAGGGGUGGCCACAGACAUCCAGGCACUGAAGGCCGUCUUUGAUGCCAACAACAAGGACAUCCUGCUGAUGCUGAGUGACAUGGACAUCAACGCCAUUGCCGGCACCCUCAAGCUCUACUUCCGAGAGCUGCCCGAGCCCCUCCUCACAGACCGACUAUACCCCGCCUUCAUGGAGGGCAUCGCCCUGUCAGACCCUGCUGCCAAGGAAAACUGCAUGAUGCAUCUGCUCCGCUCCCUGCCCGACCCCAACCUCAUCACCUUCCUCUUCCUGCUGGAACACUUGAAAAGGGUUGCUGAGAAGGAGCCCAUCAACAAAAUGUCCCUUCACAAUCUGGCUACCGUGUUUGGCCCCACGUUGCUGAGACCCUCGGAAGUAGAGAGCAAAGCACACCUCUCGUCGGCCGCGGACAUCUGGUCCCAUGAUGUCAUGGCACAGGUCCAGGUCCUUCUCUACUACCUGCAGCAUCCCCCCAUCUCCUUCGCAGAACUGAAGCGGAACACACUGUACUUCUCCACCGACGUGUAGCCCCUUUGGGUGGGAGCAGCUUCGGGGGUGGCCGAACCAGCCGCUCCAGCCGGGGCACCCAACACAGACUUGAAAGACUACAACAGAAAACUCCCAAACCCAGCACUCCAGACUCCAAGGGACACAGACUUCCAAGAACUGGAACACGUGCAUCUUUUGUGCCACCUUGUACAGAGCCAGCCGACCCGCCCCCAGACUCAGCGCUGCGCCCCGGGCCCCUGCCCUCUGUCCCCCUAGUUGCGUCUAAUGCUCCAUGCCGUUCGGGAAUCGUUUCAUGUCUGUUUGUCAUGCAGAAAAGGUAGUGACUGACCCGGUGUGGGCACAGAGACGGCCUGCUUUGUUCUUUCAUUUCCUCCAACACUUUCUUUCCUCCUGAGUCCAGUCCAAGGGCUUUUAUUUGGCGUUCGGUAACCACUGCCAGCUUCGCCUCUCUUGGCCCUGCUCCCAGAUCGCAGUCUCCUGGCAGCCUCCCCUCGGCUUCCUCCUCCCUCUCCUCGCUCCCCCCCAGCCUGCCCGCAUGCAUGUGCAGCCUUGGUUUUCACUCCGUCGCUGUGGAAGUUCUGAGGCCCUGGGCGGCAGUGACUGCAGCGGCCCGCCGGAGGCUGCCACACGCCGCUCCCCACUCAGGCCCUCCCCCUGCCCUGCCCUGCCCCUGCGGAAGCGCACCUGCUUGCCUUGCUGCCUGUGCAAAUGUUGGACAAGGAGACAGACUCACACUAAUCCUCAGCUUAGCACAGAGCUGGAGAGUGGAUUUCUGGAAUUUUCCACCUGAGAAUCUCCAUUUCUGGGGUUUAUCUGUUCUGUCUCCUGCCUACCAGUGAGGCAUUUUGACUGUUUCUUCUACUGCUUUUCAGUUCCUUUCCCCCCCCCAUGUUCUGUUUCCUUUGAGCGUGAAGACUCACGAGCGACCUGCUAUUGCCAGGGGGUGAGGAAAGACUCGGGGGAGGCGGGGGAGGCAGCCACUGAGGCCACACUGGUCGGACAUCGGAGGAAGGCCACACGGCACCGGGUGUCCUGACUUGGGGGGAGAUGCUGUCGGCAGCGAGUUGUCAUGGCUUUUGUGGCAGAGCUAGGCCUCCAGGAGGGCGGCUCAUACAGCUGAAGCGGGCAUCCAGGCACGGGCAGGCUCCAUCCAGAAGACUAGCCCUUCCUGGCGCCUCCUGUACCUUGUGGUACCUUUGCCUUAGAUUUCACAUUCUCCACAGCCGAGCACUGCCACGGGGCAGCUCUCGUGGCCACGUGUGCUCCCGGGCCUGGCAAGGGCGGGUGUGGUCCAGCAGUAGCCAGCCCUCAGGGUGCUGCCUCCCCACCCCAGCUUCUCGGUGCAGCCUUUCGGACGAACUUUGGGAACUCAAGAAGCUGGGGAAGGAUGAGGGGUUACAGGUACCGCCUCUCAGAAUUGGGUUUUGCUGGAGACCCUCAAUGUUGAUGCUCUGCUCCAAAGUCAGGGAUCAGCAGGUCCCAUUACCAACUUUGGGACUCGUUGCUCAGUACCAGAAAGGAAUGAGAAGUGUAGCCAAAUGCUUGUUUCUUCCCACGUGAGCAGGAGCGACCAACCUGGAAGGGCAGACACUCCUGGGCUGCAGGGGACUGAGUUGUAGUACAAGCUCCCUGGCUCUCCUGUGUAGCAGAGAGGAAAUUCUGGCUCUCAGGAUUGGAGAGAACUGCUCCUGCAGCUUGAGCUCAGGGCUAAGUUUUAAAGAAGGGUUGGCUGGCCCUCACGCUGCAGCGCUUGCUCAGUGAGCAGCAGGGCCCUUUCUGAUCUUGUUUACACCUGUUGCCCAAUCUUGGGCAGAAUGGUACACAUUCUGUGCACGUCAGAUGAAAGAGAUGCCCAAGAGGAGGGAAAUACUGGCCAUUUAGCUACCAGUUAGCAGCUUAGCUAGGAGCCCUGCUCCCUGAGACAGGAGAUGGGGAAAGAACUUGAACCUGAAGGUCGCAGCAUCUGCCCAUCCCUGGAGUCUCUGCUUGGCACUCAGGAGUAUGUGGCACGGAAGGCUCUUGCUUCCAAAGCCAUUGAUGGUAAUGAACUGGAGGCCCAGCUUGAGCUAGUUACAGCCAAACAUGGGUCCUCCCACUUCCCCAAAAUAAGGGGUGUUUACUUCUCAGCGUCAGGUAGCUACUGCAGCCCCCGAGCGUAGGCAGUGCAAUGGGAGGACGCCUAGAAAGACUGAGAAAUGCAAAAGGCUCAGAAUGUUUAUAAAUUCGACCCCUAGAGUGGAGGAGGGGGCAGGUACCAGACCUGGACUAAGCUGCACCAAGGAAACAGCCCAUGGAUUCUCCUGAGAAGCAGGGACUGUGCAGUCCGGGACCCCCGGCCCCCGUGCCCAGCAGGGCAGGCUGUGCCAACAGGCCCAGCAGACAGGCCACAGCAACCCCGGGAGGCCUGUCCUCACUGGCAGUGACCGAGGGCUGCUGGCUUUUGCUGAUACAAGUAGGAUGGGACCCUUCAUUAAUAUUUGACUUUAAUAAGUUGGUAAGGAUAUAUUUUUUGUCUGUUCUGUUUCAACUUAUGUAGAUUAUUAUAAAUUGAUGUAAACCACGUGAGAGAAAAUGUUAAUAAAAAAAUGCAAAGCUCCAACAUUCGCACACCA